AUGAGGUAUGCUCCAGAUGAGUCCAACACUGAGAAGAAGAAGAUGUACUUCUUCAAGAAGGGUCUGAGUACGCGCCUCAAGGUGGCCCUCUCGGGACACACCUGCUACACCCUCCGGGAGAUGAUCAACAAGGCCCUGGAGAUGGAGAGGGACCGCCUGGAGGCCGAUGCUCAGUACAAGGAGAAGAAGCGCCGGUCCGAGAGUUCUUCUCGUGGCCCGGCACCCCAGAGGCCACGUGCUCACGUGCCCCCUCUGUCACGCCCCCGCUCUGCUCAGGGUGCUGCACCGGCUCCGAGUCGAGGAGGUGGUACCCACACCGCCAACUACCACCGCCCCACUCAGAGCCACCCUGUGCAGAGUACCAGCAUGUGGAAGGCCGCUGCACCCACCUCCACAGGCAGUGUGCCUUUCGCUUGCUUCAACUGUGGUCAGCCAGGCCACAAGGCUGCCUACUGCCCGGCGAAGACUGCUCCACCACCUGCCCCAGCUGCCGCCAGGCAGACACCUGCUCAGGGCACACUUUGCAAGCCAGCUGUGGGAGCCACCCGCGGCCGUCUCACACACCUGACAGCACAGGACGCUCAGGACGCCCCCGACGCGGUGUACGAUUCGCACGAGAGCACAACCUACCCGUGUCACCACGGAAGGUACCUAUAG
Sorghum bicolor (sorghum) is the source of this 657-nucleotide messenger RNA. Its product is annotated as translation initiation factor IF-2-like. The record is from RefSeq and is a predicted model, not a curated record. Gene Ontology annotation, molecular function: zinc ion binding; nucleic acid binding. NCBI's taxonomy places the organism in Eukaryota, Viridiplantae, Streptophyta, Magnoliopsida, Poales, Poaceae. The coding region runs from base 1 to 657 and encodes 218 amino acids. The transcript is spliced from 2 exons.